This is a messenger RNA of Eutrema salsugineum, 1077 nucleotides long. RefSeq lists its product as uncharacterized. Bases 1 to 1077 code for a protein of 358 amino acids. The transcript is spliced from 2 exons. The record is from RefSeq and is a predicted model, not a curated record. Lineage: Eukaryota; Viridiplantae; Streptophyta; Magnoliopsida; Brassicales; Brassicaceae.
AUGGUGGUGAUCGCCCUUAGAGAAAGGAAGAGGCGCGAGGAAGAGGAAGAGCAAACCGAGGCGGCCUCAGCGCAAACCGAGGCCGUCCUUCAGCCCGACCCUCCGAGCCGGGAAGGGGAUGUGAUGAUCCGAGCCGCAGAAGGCGACACUACCGAGGCGGCUGAGAAAGACGUAGUGCCCGAGGUAGAACCGGGCGAAAUUAUCCCCGAGGUGUCUGGGGACGGCUCGGCGGCGCGGAGUAAGACUCCUUCGCAAUCCGCCAUCCUGGCCCUCCCGAAGUCGACGAGGCCACCGACUUCGGUCGUCCAGAAGCAUGACUCUAGCCGAAAACGUUCGGCUACUGACAAGGGGAAAGGCGUCGCCGUCCAGAAGGACGAGCCGUCCAAGAAGAGGCGGAAACCGACGCCCGGGGACCCCGCCCCGCGUAAAUUGGUUGUUGACGACCCCGACGCUUCUGCCGUCAUGUUCUCGCGUGUAAAUAACGCGAACACGCGUCUUCCUCCUCCGGAGAAGCUGAGGAGGCCGAGGUCAUACGGCGCGAUGAUGCAGCGUGGUACUAAGUUUGUCGUGGCCAUUAACGACCUGAUGGCCGAGUAUGAGGUGGACCUGUCUAAGGUUGAACGUCGCUUGGACGAGGCCCGAAAUGAGACCGCGGCGUCAAAGGUGAAGUUGGAAGAGGCCCAAAACGAAGCCGCGGCAGCGAAGGAGAAACUCACCGAGGCGAUGACCCGAGUGUCGAGGUUGGAAGAGGAGAAGAUAGUUCUUCAAGCAGACGUCAACAAAGUUUCCGCCUCGGUGAUUCUCCUGGAGGAAGCAAGGAGAGCCAAAAGCGCCGAGGUGGCGUUGCUUAAAAGGCGUAUCGAGGCCAAGGACGCGCUGUUCGAAGCCAAGGUCAAACGCGCGAAGAAGGAGGCGAGGCGCGAGCUGACGGCGAAGUUUCAGGAACGCCUCGCCAAGGUGGAGGAGGGUUUGGUCAAGCUCGAGAAGGCCAAAAAUGAUGAGAACGAUCUGGGACAGAUCAAGGGCAAUCUUGCGAUGAUUUGCCGACCUGAAGAAGCCGGACGCCCCGACGCUUGA